Messenger RNA from Ustilaginoidea virens, 1896 nucleotides. RefSeq lists its product as uncharacterized. Gene Ontology annotation, cellular component: fungal-type vacuole membrane. Gene Ontology annotation, molecular function: basic amino acid transmembrane transporter activity. The transcript has 5 exons. NCBI's taxonomy places the organism in Eukaryota, Fungi, Ascomycota, Sordariomycetes, Hypocreales, Clavicipitaceae. The coding region runs from base 1 to 1896 and encodes 631 amino acids. The record is from RefSeq and is a predicted model, not a curated record. Gene Ontology annotation, biological process: transmembrane transport; basic amino acid transport.
AUGACAGUACCGGGACAUGGUGGCAACCAGAACCAUCUUCACCACCAAGACAGCCGAGGAAAUGGCCAACUCGACGCUCCGGAUUUCGAUGUGCUUUCUCGGUCCUUGCCGUCGUCCGGUCCGGUCCUGGAACCUGAACCCGCUGAUCUGGCCAUGCUGCGACCCGUGAGGUCCCGUCAGUCGUCUCAGAGCCGCCGCGGUUGCGAAGAGGGCAGCUGCAAUGUCGUCCAGGGAGUUGACCCAGUUGACGGCGUUUCGGAACGUUCGCCGCUUCUGCGGCCGCGGGGAAACUCGUCGGCUGCUGCUUCUUCGAUCGCCUCGUCUGCCACCGACGGCGAGGAAACGCCCUUGUUCUUGAACGGCAUAUCCCCAGGCCGCUUCUGGUACAUAUUUUGCCAGGUCCUCACGGCCCAUUUCAUAGGCUGCUUUGACGGAACCAUCAUGGCGUCGUCUCAUCCCGUCAUCACCUCCUACUUUGGCGCGGCCAACUCGGCGUCUUGGCUGUCGACGGCUUUUCUGCUAACGUCGACUGCCUUCCAGCCCCUGCUCGGUCGCUUGUCCGAUGCCCUGGGGAGAAAGCCGCUCUUUCUCAUGGCCCUCGCCGUGUUCGCCGUGGCGACGCUUGGAUGCGCUCUUGCCACCAGCAUAGAGGGGUUCAUUGUGGCCAGAGCCUUUUGCGGCCUCGGUGCUGGCGGAAGCAUGACGCUGGGGAGCAUCAUUACGAGUGAUUUGGUUCCCAUCGAGCGCCGAGGUGCAUAUCAGUCCUACAUGAACAUCAUCUACGGUCUCGGGUCCGCUCUUGGCGCUGCCAUCGGGGGCGCUAUGGCCGAGGCAUUGGGCUGGCGAUGGGAAUUCGGCAUUCAGGUCCCUCCCUUGCUGGUUUGUCUCUUGGUCUCGGCCAUUGCCAUUCCAGCAGACUUGGGCGUUUCGGGGGAGCGCAAGUCGGUGAUGCAGGCCGUCAAGGAGUUUGACGUCAAGGGGUCUAUCCUGUUGACCACGGCCGUCUGCUUCUUGAUCCUGGGCCUGAGUUUCGGUGGCAACAUCCUUCCUUGGUCUCAUCCUCUCGUUCUUUCCUCUCUCCUCGUCUUCGCCGUCUUCUUUCCGACCUUCCUCUGGGUCGAAUCUCGCGCUUGGAAACCGAUCAUGCCUCUAGACCUCAUCACGCAUUCUCCGCGGGCCAAUCUCGUCUUUGCCAAUUUCUUGGCUGCCUUUAUAACCAAUGCCAUCUUUUUCAACAUUCCGCUCUACUUCCAAGCUGUCCUUCUCAUGUCGGCCACCGAUUCCGGCCUUCUUCUGGUCAUUCCCACCCUGGUGACCUCGGCAGUCGGCGCCUCCACGGGCUUCGCCAUAGCGUGGACCCGACGCCUCAAAUGGCCCCUGAUGUGCGGGACGAUUGGGUAUCUGGUCGGCACGGUCUGUCUUGCGUCGCUGAGACGCGACCUCCCCUCCGCCGCCUUCUUCCUCACCCUGUUGCCCUCGUCCAUCGGCGGCGGGUUCCAAUUCCCCGGCACCUUCAUGGCCAUCCUUGCUUCGUCGCCGCAGGCGGAACAGGCUGUCGUUUCUAGCACCCUCAUCCUCUGGCGGAGUCUGGGCAUGGUCCUCGGCGUGGCUGUCAGCAGUCUGAUUCUGCAGAACGCUCUCGUCUUCUACCUGAGGGAGUAUGUGCAAGGCGACUUGAAGGAAGAGGUCAUCGACAAGGUGCGCUCGUCGGUGGAGGCGAUACCGCGGCUGGAGCAGCCCUACAGGGAGCAGGCCAUUCGGGGAUACGAGGCCGGGCUGAGACUCACGUUUGCGUUUUGCGUCCUCAUGGCGGCGGUUUCCGUCAUGCUGAUCAUACCUGUGCAGCUGAAGAGAUUGCCUGCCAGGAAAGGGGGAGGUCGCCUAGGCGCCAAGUGA